Messenger RNA from Lepus europaeus (European hare), 4258 nucleotides. It is a transcript of the gene RRP12, whose product is annotated as ribosomal RNA processing 12 homolog. Bases 71 to 3955 code for a protein of 1294 amino acids. The transcript is spliced from 34 exons. The record is from RefSeq and is a predicted model, not a curated record. Lineage: Eukaryota; Metazoa; Chordata; Mammalia; Lagomorpha; Leporidae.
UGCGGAGAGGACCCACGUGGAUUCCGCGCGUGUCUGGAAGCCGGUGCUUCCCCGCCGGGUCUCAGCCGACAUGGGCCGCUCGGGGAAGUUGCCCUCCGGUGUCUCGGCCAAGUUGAAGCGCUGGAAGAAAGGCCACAGCAGCGACAGCAACCCGGCCACCUCCCGCCACCGCCAAGCCGCCCGCAGCCGCUUCUUCAGCCGGCCGUCAGGCAAGAGCGACCUGACGGUUGAUGCUGUGAAGUUGCACAAUGAGCUGCAGUCAGGGUCCCUGCGCCUGGGCAGCCACGGAGCCCCGGAGACGGCCAUGGAGGAAGAGGAGGAGCUGGCUGCCACCGAGAAGUCCUCCGGCACCUUCCUGAGCGGCCUCUCCGACUGCACCAACGUCACCUUCAGCAAAGUGCAGCGCUUCUGGGAGUCCAGCUCUGCUGCUCACAAAGAGAUCUGUGCUGUGCUGGCCGCUGUCACCGAGGUGAUCCGCUCCCAGGGCGGGAAGGAGACGGAGACCGAGUACUUUGCUGCUCUGAUGACCACUAUGGAAGCAGUGGAGUCUCCGGAGUCUCUGGCCGCCGUGGCUUACCUGCUCAACCUCGUCCUGAAGCGGGUGCCCAGUGCUGUGCUCAUUAAGAAGUUCUCCGAUACCUCCAAAGCCUUCAUGGAUGUCAUGUCAGCUCAGGCCAGCAGUGGCUCUUCCUCUGCCCUCCGAUGGGUCCUCUCCUGCCUGGCCACCCUUCUGCGGAAGCAAAACCUGGAGGCCUGGGGCUACCCCGUGACCCUUCAGGUGUACCACGGGCUCCUGAGCUUCACUGUGCACAGCAAGCCUAAGAUCCGGAAGGCUGCCCAGCAUGGAGUGUGCUCCGUCCUCAAGGGCAGCGAGUUCAUGUUUGGUGAAAAGGCCCCUGCCCAUCACCCUGCUGCCAUUUCCACCGCCAAGUUCUGCAUCCAGGAGAUUGAGAAGUCUGGAGGCUCCAAGGAAGCCACCACCACGCUGCACAUGCUGACGCUGCUGAAGGACACGCUGGCCUGCUUCCCAGAAGGCCUGGUGAAGAGCUGCAGCGAGACUCUCCUCCGGGUCAUGACCUUAAGCCAUGUGCUGGUGACAGCCUGUGCCAUGCAGGCCUUUCACAGCCUAUUCCAUGCCAAGCCAGGCCCAGGCACCCUGUCAGCAGAGCUCAACGCCCAGAUCAUCACGGCCUUAUAUGACUACGUUCCCAGUGAAAAUGACUUACAACCCAUGCUCGCCUGGCUUAAGGUUAUGGAGAAAGCCCACAUCAACCUGGUCAGGUUGCAGCGGGACCUGGGACUGGGCCACCUUCCUCGCUUUUUUGGAACAGCCAUGACCUGUCUCCUGUCCCCCCACUCUCAGGUGGUGACAGCUGCCACCCAGAGCCUCAAGGAGCUCCUGAAGGAAUGUGUGGCUCCCCACAUGGCUGCCGUCGGCUCGGUGACCUCCUCGGCCUCAGGCCCCGCCCAGUACAUUGCCAAGAUGUUCAGGGCCGCAGAGGAGGGCCUGACGUACAAAUUUCAUGCGGUUUGGAGCUCCGUGUUGCAGCUGCUGUGUGUCUUCUUUGAGGCGUGUGGAAGGCAGGCGCACCCUGUGAUGAAGAAGUGCCUUCAGUCCCUGUGUGACCUGCGCCUCUCGCCUCACUUCCCCCACACGGCAGCCCUCGACCAGGCAGUGGGGGCCGCGGUGACCAGCAUGGGACCCGAGGUGGUGUUGCAGGCUGUGCCUUUGGAGAUCGAUGGCUCUGAGGAGACUCUGGACUUUCCACGGAGCUGGCUCUUGCCUGUUAUCCGGGACCACGUUCGGGAAACGCGACUGGGUUUCUUCACCACCUACUUCUUGCCUCUGGCUACCACCCUGAAGAGCAAAGCAAUGGAACUAGCCCAGGCAGGCAGCACGGUGGAGUCCAAGAUCUACGAAACGCUCCAGUGGCAGAUCUGGACCCUCCUGCCUGGUUUCUGCACGAGGCCCACGGAUGUGGCCACCUCCUUCAAAGGGCUGGCACGGACACUGGGCAUGGCCAUCAGUGAGCGCCCAGACCUGAGAGUCACCGUGUGCCAGGCCCUGCGCACCCUCAUCACCAAGGGCUGUGAGGCGGAGGCUGACCGUGCUGAAGUGAGCCGCUUUGCCAAGAACUUUCUCCCGAUCCUCUUCAACCUGUACGGGCAGCCUGUGGCUGCCGGGGACACGCCAGCUCCUCGCCGGGCUGUGCUGGAGACCAUCAGAACUUACCUCACCAUCACCGAGUCGCAGUUGGUGAACGGAUUCCUGGAGAAAGCCAGUGAGAAGGUGCUGGACCCUGCCAGCUCCGAGUUCACCAGAUUGUCUGUUCUGGACCUGGUCGUAGCCUUGGCUCCCCAUGCUGACGAAGCUGCCAUCAGCAAGCUGUACUCCACCAUCCGGCCCUACCUAGAGAGCAAGGCCCACGGGGUGCAGAAGAAGGCCUACCGCGUGCUGGAGGAGGUGUGUGCCAGCACCCAGGGCCCGGGGGCCCGCUUCGUGCAGAGCCACCUGGACGACCUGAAGAAGACCCUGCUGGACUCGCUGAGGAGCACAGCCUCUCCCGCCAAGAGGCCCCGCCUGAAGUGCCUCAUCCACAUCGUGAAGCAGCUGUCGGCCGAGCACGCGGAGUUCAUCGCGGCCCUCGUGCCGGAGGUGAUCCUGUGCACCAAGGAGGUGUCUGUGGGUGCGCGGAAGAACGCCUUUGCCCUGCUGGUGGAGAUGGGCCACGCUUUCCUGCGGUUUGGCUCCAACCAGGAAGAGGCCCUGCAGCGCUACCUCGUGCUCAUCUACCCCGGCCUCGUGGGCGCGGUGACCAUGGUCAGUUGCAGCAUCCUGGCUCUGACCCACCUCCUGUUCGAGUUUAAAGGUCUGAUGGGGACCAGCACGGUGGAGCAGCUGCUGGAGAAUGUGUGCCUGCUCCUGGCCUCCCGCACCCGCGACGUGGUCAAGUCUGCACUGGGCUUCAUCAAGGUGGCUGUGGUUGUCAUGGACGUCACACACUUGGCCAAGCAUGUGCAGCUGGUGCUGGAGGCCAUCGGGAAGCUUUCAGACGACAUGCGGCGGCACUUCCGCACCAAGCUUCGGAACCUGUUCACCAAGUUCAUCCGCAAGUUUGGGUUUGAGCUGGUGAAGGGGCUACUGCCUGAGGAGUACCACAGAGUCUUGGUCAACAUUAGGAAAGCCGAGGCCCGGGCCAAGAGGCACCGGGCCCUGAGCCAGGCUGCGGAGGAGGAAGACGGGGAGGAGGAGGAGGAGCCCGCCCAGGGCAAAGGUGAUAGCAUCGAGGAGAUUUUGGCUGACUCGGACGAUGAGGAGGACAAUGAGGAAGAGGAAAGAAGCCGGGGCAAGGAGCAGCGGAAGCUGGCCCGGCAGAGGAGCCGGGCGUGGCUGAAGGAAGGUGGUGGGGACGAGCCUCUCAACUUCCUGGAUCCCAAGGUGACCCAACGAGUCCUAGCCACACAGCCAGGGCCUGGCCGGGGCAAGAGAAAGGACCAUGGGUUCAAGGUGAGCGCCGACGGCCGACUGAUCAUCCGGGACGAGGAGGAUGAGAAGGUGGAGGAAGAGGAGGGCACCAGAGGGGAGGACGAAGAGAUGGCUGAUCUGAUGGCAGAUGUGAACGUCAGGAAUAAAAAGCAGAAGCUUAAGCAGCAGAAGGAGGAGGAGGAGGAGGAGCUGGAGACGCCCCCUCAGUACCAAGCUGGAGGCUCUGGCAUUCAUCGCCCUAUAGCCAAGAAAGUUGUGCCCGGGGCUGAAUACAAGGCCAAGAAAGCAAAGGGUGACGUGAAGAAGAAAGGUCGCCUCGACCCCUACGCCUACAUCCCCCUCAACAGAACCAAGCUCAACCGCAGGAAGAAGGUGAAGCUGCAGGGACAGUUCAAAGGCCUGGUGAAAGCUGCACAGCGGGGGACCCAGGCAGGACACAGGCUCCGCAGAAAGGGUCACCGGCCCUGAAGCCCCGGGCCCCUGGGCAGCUCCGCACGCCCGCCUCGGCCGCUCGUCAGCCCCCAGCUGCCCUGCUGCAGUGCCUGGACUCACAUGCGGUGUUGGCACUGGGGCCUGCGAUUUGGAAGGGCGGAUGGGGCUGCCCUUUCAGGGCGUCCCCGUGAGGCGGCUCUGCUCUCUGCCAGGGCCGGCUCAGCACCGGGGCAGAUGGGCCUCCUCCAGCUCAGCUGCCCGUGGCCGUGGGGCACUCGGCCCGGCCGUGGUCUGGGGCUGAGGUGUACUGUGACCAGCUGUAGAAUAAACACGCGUGAC